AUGCCAACAUUCGAGUCGAAGCCGCUACGAAAGUCAAAUUCGUGGCUGGCGAGGUUGGCGCCUCAAGUACGACGCAGGCCACUGCUCUUCUUUGGACUCCCCUUCCUGGCGACCAUCGUUGGAGCUAGUUUCGGACUGGCCAACCUUACACAGACACGAUACGACUACAAUGCGACCAAGGUGCAAACCAUAUCCAAAGAAGAGGAGCUGCGCAUGAAGAAGGAUCGGAAAAGGAUCGAUAUUCGUGAAGAAUACUUCAAGCUGCAAUCAAAGCAGGAUGAGUUGGACGACUGGGAGCCAAAGAGGAUCGAGCGUCCCGACGGUGUUGCAGAAUGGGGUGUGGCGCCAACAAUGUACAAGUCGAUUCAGACCGAGAAUCUCUCGGAUCGAGACGCUGCAAGUGAGAAGAGCAACGGGUUUAGCGCCGAUAACGUACGUACCUCCAGUAAGCAACCCCAAGUGGUGCUUGGCCCAGACGGCAAACCAUGCCGUGCUUGCAACUCGAAGCUAGCUUUUGCUGCUGCUAUGAAAGGUGCCAAGGCGUCUCCGCAAAGCAGCGAAAGUCGAGAUUCGAUCCGCGCCAAAGCAGCAGUCUCAGCAGCAGCAAUAGCCGCCACCUCAUCAUCGACAAAUGCAUGUCCACCUGACGGCGGGGAACUUGGUCGAUCUGCUUGGACCCUUUUGCACUCUGCUGCAGCCUACUUUCCUGAGGAUCCAUCUGCUCAGCAGAAAAACUCGAUGCUUGCUCUCUUCCGUGCCCUACCUCACAUUUACCCGUGCCACUCCUGUGCUGAAGCGCUGGGAGAAGAGUACCAACGGGAGGACAAAGAGGGCGGAUGGGAGGAUAGCAACUUGAAACUUGCCAGCGCCGUACGCUCUGGACCAUCACUGCGAAAGUGGCUCUGUGGCAUUCAUAACGAGGUCAACCAGCGUCUCGGAAAGCCAACAUUCGCCUGCACUGAAGCCAAGCUGUCCGAGAGAUGGCUUCAGGGGCCUGCUGACGGCAGCUGCGACUGA
Molecule: messenger RNA, 1017 nt
Organism: Mycosarcoma maydis (corn smut)
Lineage: Eukaryota; Fungi; Basidiomycota; Ustilaginomycetes; Ustilaginales
Exons: 1
Coding region: 1-1017 (338 amino acids)
Cellular component (GO): mitochondrial membrane; mitochondrion
Molecular function (GO): flavin adenine dinucleotide binding; flavin-dependent sulfhydryl oxidase activity
Source: RefSeq, a predicted model, not a curated record